CUCCACUGCGGUCCAGCUCCAGUGCCACACCGUGCGCUCUGCCUCUGACGGGCUGCUCUGAGAUUAAAUACCCCAAACCUUGUCCUGGUGGAUUUAACCCGCGUGUUCGGCCAGCCCACCCUCGACAGUGAACUUUUUUCACCUGGUGCCCUGGUACCGAUGGCGGAGGGUGUGCGCCCCGAGGACUACUGCGACGAGCCAGUGGAGGACGAAUUUGGAGAGAUCAUCAAGUGUCGAUCUGAUGAAAGAGAAGACGUUCAGAAGAAGACUUUCACAAAAUGGGUAAACUCACAGUUGGCUAAGACAGGAAAACCACCGGUGGAGGAUCUGUUCGCAGACUUGUGUGAUGGACGACGACUGCUGGAGCUGCUGGAGGGGCUGACGGGACACGAGCUGGUGAGGUUGGAGAGAGGAAUCACACGCGUACAUUCGCUCAACAAUGUCAACCGCGCUCUGCAGAUCCUGCAGAAGAACAACGUUGAGCUGGUGAACAUCGGAGCGUCAGACAUCGUUGAUGGGAAUCACAAACUGAUCCUCGGGCUCAUCUGGAGCAUCAUUCUCCACUGGCAGGUCAAGGAUGUGAUGAAAGAUGUGAUGGCGGGCCUACAGCAGACCAACAGUGAGAAGAUUCUGCUGAGUUGGGUUCGUCAGAACACACGCCAAUAUCCUCAGGUCAAUGUGGUUAACUUCUCCACCAGCUGGAAUGAUGGAUUGGCCUUCAACGCCCUCAUCCACAGUCACAGACCUGAGCUGUUUGAUUGGAGCUCAGUGGAGAAGAAGAUGUCAGCGAUCGACAGACUGGAACACGCCUUUAACAAGGCAGAACAACACCUGGGGAUAGAGAGGCUGCUGGACCCUGAGGAUGUGGCCGUGCCUCACCCGGACAAGAAGAGCAUCAUCAUGUACGUGACGUCGCUUUUCCAGGUGCUUCCCCAAAGUGUUUCCAUGGAAGCCAUCCAGGAAGUGGAGACGCUGCCACGAGCGAACCCAGCCGGCGUGUCCCGGGUCACAACGGAGGAGCACUACCAGAUCCAGACCCAGCAGCGCUUCUCCCAGCAGAUCACAGUGAGUGUGGCUCAGGGCCGAGUGCGGAGCCCCUCUCCUCAGCCUCGCUAUAAAAGCUAUGCCUACACCCAGGCUGCAUAUGUCAAGUCGCCAGAGCAAAAGAGGAGGCGUUUUACUGAUCAGUUCCUGAGUCCCGGCCAAGAGGAGCUGCAGCGAGGCCUCAGUCCUCUGCCUCCAGGCUCCACCAGUCUGGAGAGCUACCAGGCUGCGCUGGAGGAGGUGUUGACGUGGCUGCUGUCGGCUGAGGAUGGCCUCCAGGCCCAGCCUCCCAUCUCCAACCACGUGGAGGAGGUGAAGGAGCAGUUCCACACACAUGAGGGCUACAUGGUGGAGCUGACCACUCACCAGGGCAGUGUGGGCCGGGUGCUCCGGGCCGGUGCUGCCCUGCUGGGAGAAGGAAAUCUGAGCGAGGACGAGGACUCGGAAGUCAGGGAGCAGAUGAACCUGUUGAACUCACGGUGGGAGCACCUGAGAGUGGCCAGCAUGGAGAGACAAAGCAGACUCCAUGAGGUCCUGAUGGAGCUGCAGCACCAGCAGCUCCAGCAGCUAACGGACUGGUUGGAUGUGACGGAGGCACGAAUUAAGAGGAUGGGGGCUCAGCAGCUAGGUCCUGACCUGGAGGACGUAAAGUACCAAGUAGAGGAGCACAAGCUCCUGCAGGAGGACCUGGAGCUGGAGCAGGUGAGGGUGAACUCUCUGACCCACAUGGUGGUGGUGGUGGACGAGAGCAGCGGAGACAGCGCCACCGCCGCCUUGGAGAGCAAACUGCAGGUGCUGGGUGAUCGCUGGGCCGCCAUCUGUAGGUGGACAGAGGAACGCUGGAUUCUGCUUCAGGAGAUUCUACUGAAGUGGCAGCACUUCACUAACGAGCAGUGUUUAUUUGAUUCCUGGUUGACUCAGAAGGAGGAACUGGUUCGCUCCAUUAGGACAUCCAACCUGAAAGACCAGGCAGAGAUGGUGGCCUGCUUGCGCCGUCUUGCUGCGGUGAAGGCGGAUCUGGAAGUGAAGCGUCCUGCCAUGGACAAGCUGUGCUCCAUGAGCCAAGACCUGUUGUCCAGUGUCAAGAACAAAGAGGUGGCCAGCAAACUGGAGGCAAGACUGGAGAGCUUCGCCCAGCGCUGGGACCGGUUGGUCCAGAGUCUGGAGACAAGCAGCUCCCAGCUGUCAUCGUCUGUCAGUACAGCCCAGCAGUCCGAGAUGACCCACUCCGUCACAGCAACUGUUACCAAGGUGACGACCAGGGAGAAAGUGGCGGCUGUGCGCCAAACCCGAGAGUCGCCGCCACCACAGAAGAAGAGGCAGGUGGUUGUGGAUUCUGAGCUCAGGAAAAGGUUCGACGUGGACUUUACAGAGGUCCACAGCUACAUGACCCGCGGUGAGGCCAUUCUGCAGAGCCCAGAGUUCUCUGUGUCACGCAAGGAUGGCAGCAUCCAGGAGCUGUACGACAAAGUGCAGGCGAUAGAACGCGAGCGGCCAGAGAAGUACCGGAAGCUUCAGGAGGCAACACGGACAGCACAGACCCUGGUUGAGCAGGAGGGGACUCGUGCUGAGGACAUUGCGCAGGCGGCAGAGCAGCUGAACCAGCGCUGGGUGGGAUUCUGUGCCCUGUUGGCCGACAGGCUGGCAUGGCUGGCUUACCAGACAAAGGUGUUGGCCUUCUACAGCUUGUAUGAGCAGUGUGAACAGGCUGUGGACAGCAGUGAGAACUGGCUCAAAGUCCAGGCACCUCCAGCAUCGGAACCAGAACCACUCAAAGUCCAGCUGGAUCGAUGCCGG
Molecule: messenger RNA, 2841 nt
Organism: Stegastes partitus (bicolor damselfish)
Lineage: Eukaryota; Metazoa; Chordata; Actinopteri; Pomacentridae
Product: dystrophin
Exons: 23
Molecular function (GO): protein binding
Source: RefSeq, a predicted model, not a curated record